Populus euphratica (Euphrates poplar) is the source of this 1260-nucleotide messenger RNA. Its product is annotated as transcription factor bHLH63-like. Gene Ontology annotation, cellular component: nucleus. Gene Ontology annotation, biological process: regulation of DNA-templated transcription. Lineage: Eukaryota; Viridiplantae; Streptophyta; Magnoliopsida; Malpighiales; Salicaceae. The record is from RefSeq and is a predicted model, not a curated record. Gene Ontology annotation, molecular function: DNA-binding transcription factor activity; protein dimerization activity. The transcript is spliced from 6 exons. The coding region runs from base 1 to 936 and encodes 311 amino acids.
AUGGCAGCCUUUCCUUACCAGCAUCAGCAUCUCGCUUUUCUUGUUGACGAGUUUCAGCCCAAUCCCAACACCGAAAACGACGUGUCUAGUUUCCUGCUAGAGCAAGCAACCAUUGCAAGCGGAGCAAUUUUUUCUCCAAAUCUGACACAUGAAUAUCUCCAGGAGAGCACUUUACAUGCUGAAAGAAUCCUUGAAACUAUCCAUGAUGAUGAGAACUUCAGUGAGAAAGUCCAUUUCACUAGUACUAUAAACUACUCUCCUGCGAUUGUAAAUCAUAAUUCAAGUUCACCAUCCAUGGUGGUUGGUCUUGACUUCAGUGAAGAGGAUCAAGUUACUCAGGUGAUGACCCCGACAAUGGGGCAAAUGAGAAAGCAAUCAUUGCCAACCAAAAAGGUAAAAAAAGAAAGCAAACAUGAGAAACGAAACCCAAAAAGUUCCUUCUCGACAAAUCUAGAGAGAGAAAGGCCCACAAAAAGACAGAAGAAAGUUCCUCCUCUCGAGCAUCCGACCGGCUAUGUUCACGUCAGGGCAAGAAGGGGUGAAGCAACAGACAGUCACAGCCUUGCUGAGAGGGUGAGAAGAGAGAGAAUCAGUGCGAAGAUGAAGCUUUUGCAAUCUCUGGUUCCUGGAUGCGACCAGAUAACCGGCAAGGCUCUCAUACUGGAUGAGAUAAUCAGAUAUGUCCAGUCUCUAAAGGAUCGAGUCGGGUCACUUGAAGCAGAACUUGUUUUGGUUAAUGAAAUCGUCAUUAAUGACUUUAAAGUGAGCCACAAUAUGGAGACACAAGCAUGGCAGGAGCUAUUUAGCUCGGAACUUUUGUUGCCGUCUGAUCUAGAAUCUGGAUCCUCCCAGCUCUCUCCCUUCGUUGAGACAUCAGAUGCACCCACUUCACUGUUGCAGCCACUCCUCACGUACUCCCAGCAAACAACUUUUUAAGUGCUACUCAAAUGGAAGGCAAACAAUCAUAAAAACUACGUUCCUAAUUUCGAUAAUGACCACUUUUCAGGAAACCAGCAACUCUUAAAGGGCAUGAAAGAUUGUUUAGCAGCGUGGAUUAGCCAGUUUGCAAUUUUCUAGUGGAAAAUCAGAUGUCAAACAUUACCUGCAGAAAUGCCUCUUAUUUUCAAGUUCCUCAUUAUCUAGAUAUUGUUCCAUGAGUUGUGAUACAAAUUCAAUUGGUUCGUGUGAUUUUGGAAGUUAAUUUGUUAUAUUUCGUUGUCAUUCUUUGGUUUUAGAUCAUGUGGUCCUCUAAGAUUCAGA